AAGUUCCAGAUCUGUCAGUGCGGAAGUAGAGGAACAAAACAGAGUGAGGCUGCAGCAGCGCGGAGGAGAGAAUGUCUCGUGUUGCUAAGAAAAGAAAAUUAGAUAAAACCCGUCAGGACAGACUUUACUUUGACAGCUACUCCGAUGUGACCAUCCACGAGGAGAUGAUAGCGGACCACGUCCGGACCAACACGUACCGGACUGCGAUCCUGAGGAACAGUGAGUCCAUCCGGGGGAAGGUGGUGCUGGAUGUCGGAGCAGGAACCGGCGUUUUGAGCGUCUUCUGUGCACAGGCCGGAGCUAGGAGGGUGUUCGCGGUGGAGGCCUGCUCCAUCGCUGAGCAGGCGGUGAGGAUAGUCCGACACAACAACCUGCAGGACCGGAUAGAGGUGAUCCGGGGCACGGUGGAGACGGUGGACCUCCCGGAGUCGGUGGACGUGAUAGUGAGUGAGUGGAUGGGGUACGCCCUCUUGCACGAGUCCAUGCUCAACUCGGUCCUGUACGCGCGCGACAAGUGGCUGAAGCCGGGCGGCCUCAUCCUGCCGAGCAGAGCCGAGCUCUACAUCACACCUGUCAGUGACCCGGUGGUGGAGGACCGGCUGCACUUCUGGUACACCGUCAAAGACCAGUACGGCGUCGACAUGUCCUGCAUGUCCGACUUCGCCCGGAGGUGUAUCAUGAACUCCGACAUCACGGUGAACUCGGUGUCGGUGGAGGACGUGCUGUCGCACCCGGCCCGCUUCGCCGAGCUCGACCUGUACUCGGUGACCGCGGAGGAGCUGCGCUCGGUGAAGGGCCAGUUCAGGUGCGAAUCGUUCGGCUCGGCGGCGGUGAACGCUCUCUGUGUUUACUUCACGGUCACUUUCCCCUGCCCGGACAAGCCGCAGCCGCUCGUGCUCUCUACGUCCCCGUUCAAACCAGAGACGCACUGGAAGCAGGCGGUGCUGUACCUGGACGCCCCGGUGGACGUGGUGCAGGACACGGUGGUUAGCGGAGAGGUCAGCAUGUAUCCGUCUGAGGACAGCGCCAGACAUAUAUGUAUCCACGUGGACUACACAAUAGGAGAGCAGAAGAGACAGUCCAAGACCUUCUCCAUCCCGGACUGGAGCUCAGAGGCUCAGCCCUGAUGUGAGCAGACUCUGUAACAUCACCUGUCACUGAUCUCACCAUACCGUCUCAGUGUGGACUCACUGUACAGCAGAGACUCUUCAGACCAGUCAGGGAAAUUAUUAACACUCUCAGUUUAACAUUUAGUGCAUUUCUCUGAGCAGGACUACAGUUCUGGUUGUUUUCACACCUGAACAUCUCCUCUAUGCAUUGAUGGAAACCUCACUGCAGCAGACGGACGUGUUUAGAAAGCCAGUCUGAUGUGUUUGUGUUACUUAUUUCGUGUCAGAACGUUGCAGUGGCGUUGAGGCAGAACAUUUCUGUAUUCCUGUCACAGUGGAAACAGCAUCUGAACCAGAGUUUAAGCUUCACAGGAGACUGAAACUCUCCCGACAGUCAGACUGGAGGAGUAGCUGUAGGUGGGUGUGGAGCUCCUUAAAGCAGAGUGAGGCAGGUUUCAUUACAAAGCUGUUGAAUAAAUUCAAGGCCACGCUGCAGACAUCUGAUAUUCUAAUAAAUUCAAUCAUGCAUAUUGUGUGGAAUCUGAUCAAAAAGCUGCAUUCAGAUGAGGAUGGGCCGAUAUAUUGACUUGGACUGGACUGUGGUCAGGGAGGAGGCUGCGUCGGACAGGAGGUGCUCCACUCUGGCUGCUUCUCAGUUACUUUUUAAUGAAGGAACAAAUUGGCUCAUUGUUUUGGUUUAAAACCAGCACACACUGUCGUCUGUUGACACAAACUACCAACUUAAUUAAAACUUACUAUUCCUCUUCAGCGUUGUGCAGCGCAGCAGAGGUUGUAUUGUUUCCUCUCAGCCACUGUGGGCACAGCUUCACUGGGUCUGAGGCAGCGAGCUGAGGAGUCAUCCUGUAGUUUUUAUCAUUUUAACAGGCUGCAGCAGCCAGGGAUAAAUCUUAUUUUCUAAAAGUUAAUAGUUUGAUGUAAUUGAUUGGUGAUAAUGUGAUGGUAUGUGGUCACUGAUUCAGAGUCAGUUCACAGUGAGUGUUUGGAUGUGUCUGUUACAGCUGAUGUUACAGAGAUGGAGUGUCCUCUGUGUGUAAAAGAGAAAUUGUUUGUUUGUGUUCAUUGCUGAACAAAUAGGUCAUAAUAAAUGUUUGAAUAUU
Molecule: messenger RNA, 2227 nt
Organism: Lates calcarifer (barramundi perch)
Lineage: Eukaryota; Metazoa; Chordata; Actinopteri; Centropomidae
Gene: prmt6
Product: protein arginine methyltransferase 6
Exons: 1
Coding region: 72-1127 (351 amino acids)
Biological process (GO): peptidyl-arginine methylation
Molecular function (GO): protein-arginine N-methyltransferase activity
Source: RefSeq, a predicted model, not a curated record